UAUUGUAUAAAUUAAUGUUUCUAAUUUUUUUUUAUAAUUUCUUAUUAGAUUUGUAAAAACGAAUCUGAUAAGUUUACUUCUAUUCUGACGUUUAAAAAAAAUAUUAACGUCAAAAUUGUCACAUUAUGUCCAAUUAGAAUAAUGAUGUAAGUCGACGAAAUAAACAGAAAUUUACAAAAAAAGGCUUAAAAUAUGACUGAGCAGUCCCAAUAUUAAAAAUGAGGGAAAAUAUUAAUGCUGCUUCAAAUUGCAUAUAAAUCUCAACCAAAAAACUGCAAUUAUUAGUACAAUACAGUCUCAUAGUUUGGUAUCAACAAUGUCAACAAUUCGGUCUGCAGCAGCAAGGAUAUUCCGCUUGGUCCCAGGUCCAGUGAGGCUGGUAACGGUGCCGGUCAGGCGCUGUUCAACAAACAGCCUAAGUUCUAAAUCUUUAUCCAUCUCGAAUCGACGACGAUAUGCAUUGCAUGCAGCCACAGUCGGACUAGCACUCAUUGCAGCUGAUUAUGUAUAUAAUGAAAAAAGGUUUUUUAAAGCUGCAAAAGUUGGAAAUGUCCAGGAACUUAGAAAGCAAGUGGAAACAGCCAAAAACGAUGGCCGAAGUUCUGGUGGUGGGGAUGAAGAAGGUGGUCCUGCUGACCGGCGACACUCGCUCGGCUGGACCGCUCUAAUGGUCGCCGCUGCCAACGACCAGUCAGCAGCAGUAAAAGAGCUACUCCGCCUUGGAGCAAAGCCCGACCUUCGCGAACAGUACGCGGGUGCCUCCGCAACCGCCUCCGCCACUGGACUGCAUCCACUGGAAGUAUUACAGAGACGAGAGGAUGAAUUCUGUAGUGCCAUGAAUGCUCGUGCGUCUUUUCUAGGCUGGACGGCACUUCACUACGCAGCGCUAGCAGAUUCUUCAGUAUCUGCCACGGCACUUCUCGAGGCCGGCGCCGAUCCAACUGCUAGAGACCACGCCGGCCGACGAGCGCUUCAUUACGCCAGGGAUCCUUCCCCCACACGAGACGUAAUCCUCGAGCACAUACGACAUUGGGAGGAAAAGGUUGCAGCAGCCGCAGCCGAAGAACGACGUCGAUUUCCUCUCGAACAGAGGUUAAAACAAUACAUCGUCGGACAGACGGCCGCUAUAGAAACGGUUGCAGCGGCCGUGCGCCGGAAAGAAAACGGCUGGGCGGACGAGGAACACCCGCUAGUCUUUCUCUUUUUGGGAAGCUCGGGAAUAGGAAAAACGGAAUUAGCAAAACAAUUGGCCAGGUACAUGCAUCGAGACGACCCCUCGGCAUUCAUCCGGCUGGAUAUGUCCGAGUACCAGGAGAAGCACGAGGUGGCCAAGUUGAUCGGCGCGCCGCCGGGCUACGUGGGCCACGAAGAGGGCGGGCAGCUGACGCGAGCACUCGCCCGCCGCGCGGACGCUGUCGUCCUCUUCGACGAGGUGGACAAGGCUCACCCCGACGUCCUCACCGUUCUCCUUCAACUUUUCGACGAGGGUCGCCUCACGGACGGCAAGGGCAAGCUGAUCGAGUGCAAGAACGCGAUCUUCGUGAUGACGUCAAACCUGGCGUCGGAUGAGAUCGCGCAGUACGGGCUGCAGCUAAGGCGAGAGGCGGAGGCCCGCGCCGAGCAACGCGUGCGACCAACUGCCGGGCUCCCGUCCGGGGGAGCUCCCCCGCCUACCGGUGACGACCUGGAGCCGAGGAAGGAACACGACGAGAACUCGGAGGUGGGCGAGUGCGAGGAGGAGGCGCUGCAGGUGUCGCGCAAGUUCAAGGACACGGUGGUGCGGCCCAUCCUCAAGCGACACUUCGGGCGGGACGAGUUCCUCGGCCGCAUCAACGAGAUCGUGUACUUCCUGCCGUUCUCGCGCCAGGAGCUGCUCGCGCUCGUGCAGAGGGAGCUGCGCGCCUGGGCGGAGCGCGCGCGCGCCCGCCACGACGUGGAGCUGCGCUGGGAGGGCGGCGUGCUGGGCGCGCUCGCCGACGGGUACGACGUGCACUACGGCGCGCGCUCCAUCAAGCACGAGGUGGAGCGGCGCGUGGUGAGCCAGCUGGCGCUGGCGGCGGAGCGCGACGCCGUGACGCGCGGCUGCUGCGUGCUGCUGGCGGCGCGCGCCGGCCGCCUCACGCUGGCCGUGCGGGCGCCGCGCGCGCAGGACUACGUGCCGCUCGACCUCGCCGCGCUCUGA
Messenger RNA from Melitaea cinxia (Glanville fritillary), 2182 nucleotides. RefSeq names its product caseinolytic peptidase B protein homolog. Gene Ontology annotation, biological process: cellular response to heat. The transcript is spliced from 6 exons. Gene Ontology annotation, molecular function: protein binding; ATP binding; ATP hydrolysis activity. Gene Ontology annotation, cellular component: mitochondrion; cytoplasm. The record is from RefSeq and is a predicted model, not a curated record. The coding region runs from base 317 to 2182 and encodes 621 amino acids. NCBI's taxonomy places the organism in Eukaryota, Metazoa, Arthropoda, Insecta, Lepidoptera, Nymphalidae.